AUGGCCCAAGCUCCAUCGUGCUUCUUUCGCGAGUCGACCGGCCACCAAAAUUCAGUGACCCUCACUAAAACCUCGGACACGCUUCCUUGGACACCACUUUACGCGACCGGACGCGAACCCGACACGCUUGGAAGACCUACCAAGAUGAAGUGCGCAAUCCACGUGAUGCCCUUGAAGCGUCCCUUGGGAUCCCUCAGCGCCACCCCAUUCAAUCGCCGAGCACCCGAGCCAUCGCACAAGUAUGCCGUCACGGCCGAGCUGGACGAGACGGUGCAGGACAUCGUCACCAAAGCCGAGGCGCAACUGCAGAAGCUCUAUGGCAUCGAUACGACCAUGACCUACUUCAAUCGCGUCAAGGACUCCGAGGGCUUGGAUAUCGCCAUGUCGAUGAAGCUGGGUGAGCUCAUGACGGAGAGCACACCGGCUGCUGAGCGGAGCUUUACUCUGUAUCAGGAUUGGUUGGAUAGUAAGGAUACCUUGCCUUCGGACUCGCCUUUGCGACCUGCGAUGUGCGACAAGCGGAAGUUUGACAAUCUCAGCGUGGCCGAGAAGCAGGCGUUCAAGGUGCUCAAGACGGCAUAUGAGAAGGAUGGCGAAGCUGUCUUCAUGCGUGCUGCCGAUGGUACACGGAAACCAAAUGAGGUGGAGACCAGGGUCAUAGAUUCACAAGCUUCACUCCCCACGCCGAGGAAUUCUAGUAUGCCUCCUCCGCCGACAUCUGCACAACGUCCUCCUCGAUCAUCACCACUCCAAUGUGCCCCACAAAGCAGCUAUGACGAGGAUCUCCUGCAGACUUUCUCGUCAAAUGAAGAAGUCGCCGCGGAGCUGGAAAGCGAACACAAUGCCUUCGAGAUCAUGAGCUCUCAGCAGCGACAACAGAUGCCACCUCCAAACUCCUCCCAACGAUCCUCAGCAUCCGUCCAACCACCAACCCAAACACCACAGCAACCGCCGCAAUCGUCUCAACGCUCGAAACCACCAGCAUCCGUCCGACCUCGUCGAAAAGCGGGACUAAUCCCCUCCACCGAAACCUCAACGCCAGACCUAUCCCGCCCCGGCCGCUCAGGCCAAACCUUCACCAAAGUCUGCUGGGAAGACGACGAAGACCGAAUCAUCGGCGCGGGCUUCGCAGCGGGCUUGACGGCCGAGAAGAUCCGGAAGAGGUAUGAUCUCAAUCGUACAGCGAGUGGGAUCCGAGCGAGAAAGCUUUUGCUGCAGAGGAGUCGGCCGGAGGUGUUUGUUAGGGGAGCGGAGUCUGAGGAGGGGGGUGCGAGGGGGUCUGGGAGUGGACGGGGGGUGGAGGUGAGGGAGGGGGAGGGGGAUGCGAUUGAGGACGAGGAGGAGGAGGAAGAUGCGUUCGAGCCUGUGCGGGAUAAAGUUGCUGAGGAGCAGGUCGCGGUCAAGGGGGAGGUAGCGGAGGAAGAGCACGAGGAGGAUGAGCCUGCGUGUGCCGGGCACGAGGUAGCUGAGCAAGCAGCAGAAGAAGAAGAAGAAGAAGUUCGUGAGAGCGACCAGGACGAUCCGGAUUCGGCGGUUGCGGACUUGGAUGUGGUGGAGAAGAGAGAGGAGGAUGAUGUUGAUGGUGAUGAAGUGGAGGAGAAGAAUGCUGUCCUUGUGCAUCCGGAAGUUGUUAUCCCGGUUGCUUUUUUAGGCCGACAGCGGGAUCUCGAAGAAGAGGUCGAGGAGGAGGAGGAGGAGGAGGAGGAGGAGGAAGAGAGGCACGACACAAAGACCUCGCCACCUCAGCUUGAUGUGAAAGAAGCGGCGAGCGAACAUGCAGUCGAAGCCGAAGCCGAAGAUGCAGAAGGAGAGGAAGAGGAAGACGGAAAUCACCACUCCGCCCACGAAACCCUCUCCUCCGAAGGUGCCGAAAACGACCUCAUCCGCCUCGCCGACCGCGAAGGAGUCCAAUACUAUAACGAACACGAUGGCCGCUUGCAACUCCUCCGCUACCUCCGUCCGGACAUGAAACCCGCCCGCAUCGUCUCCACCGUAAACCGCGUGUUUCGGCAUGCGGCGGAGGAGGUGCUGGAGUGGCAUGUGCGGUGGUUGACGAUCAAACGCGAUCUCCUCAAUGCUGAGAAGGGAUCUGAACUUGAAGCGGGACUUAUGAGGGGGUUGGAGACGAUGAUUUACUAUCGUGACCUGAGAAGGCCAGAUUACUUCGCGGAUGGGAGUUUGUUGCCGGAGACGGAGACGGGUGGGGGGGCGGUGGUGGUGCCGAGACGCGAGCCGUGGGAGGUUGUGCCUGAGAUUGGGUCGGGGAGGAUUGAGGAGGUCUUUGAGAUGGAUGAAGAGGUGGUCGGGGUGGGGGAUGAGAGUAUGGUUAGUGCUGCGAGUGGGGCGAGUGGGGUGAAGAUGUUGGGCCAGGAUGGCAGAGUGAGGAGUAAACGGGCACGAAGACAUGCGGCAGCUGCUGCACGGAGGAGGAGGGGGAGGAGGGAUAUCAGGAAUGGACGGGCGGAGGGGGGGUGA
This is a messenger RNA of Recurvomyces mirabilis, 2475 nucleotides long. RefSeq lists its product as uncharacterized. The coding region runs from base 1 to 2475 and encodes 824 amino acids. The record is from RefSeq and is a predicted model, not a curated record. Lineage: Eukaryota; Fungi; Ascomycota; Dothideomycetes; Mycosphaerellales; Teratosphaeriaceae. The transcript has 2 exons.